This is a messenger RNA of Spodoptera exigua (beet armyworm), 1514 nucleotides long. NCBI's taxonomy places the organism in Eukaryota, Metazoa, Arthropoda, Insecta, Lepidoptera, Noctuidae. The record is from the annotation of a GenBank genome assembly.
GGUGAAUAGUGAAACUAUGGUCUCGGAAGAAAAAAAGGAACUUUCUAGUUUGAUGGAAAAGAAAUAUAAGUUGGUGCCCCCCGAUGGGGGAUGGGGAUAUUUAGUAGCAAUAUCGGCGAUUAUCAGUUUUUCGACCACGACGGCGUUUGGUGGUUGUUUCGGAAUGAUGUACGAUGACUUCAUAAGUUCAGUGUCAUUGAACUCCGCCAGCGUCACACUGCUCAUGGGAAUAUUCAGCGCAUCCGUCGCCCUUGCUGGUUUCUUCACAUCGGCCUUGCUGAACAUAAUGUCGAUGCGUAAGCUCGCCUUUGUAUCGUCAUUGAUAUUUGCAUGCGGAACACUGGGUACUGUCAUAAUGACCACACCAAUCAUGUUCUUCCUUACCGCUGGGAUGUGUCAGGGUGCUGGUUUGGGCGUAAUGUUCAAUCUAUCCUGCACAAUAGUAAAUGAAUACUUUAUCGAGAAAAGAGUAUUAGUUAUGAGCUUCGUACAAACUGCUACAGGAGUCAUCGCGAUGAUUGCUCCAAUAUUCGUAAAAUGGUCUCUAGAAAACUAUGGAUCGAAAGGAACUCUGCUACUUAUUGGAGGCAUAUCGCUGAACAUUUUUGUUGCUGUGUUGCUAAUGCAACCUGUUCAGUGGCAUAUGAAGAAGGUACCAAUAGAAGCAACUGAAAAGACUGAACUUAACAACCUUCUUGAAGUCGAAGGAAAGGAAGAAGAUAGGGCUGAAACGCCAAUUUUAAAAUUAUCAGAUCUAACAGAUUUGGAAGGUACAACCACGAAAGAAACUUUAGACAAAUACUUCGACAUACCAGAAAAAGGCAAGAAGAAGAGUGGCCUCAGGAAAGCAAUAGAAUCUGUGAUAGACACAUCUUUGAUCAAAACGUUUCUGUUUUCUUGUUCGUCAUUUGGACCUGCGUUGUCCAUAGCAGCUGAUGGUAUCUACAUUGUUAUGGUGCCACCGUGCUUAUACUCCAUGGGAUGGAGCCAAGAAAGCGUAGCAAUGGCGAUAACUUUAUAUGGUUUUGGUGAUCUAGCGACGAGAGUCCUAUUCACUGGUAUCUCAAAGUGGAUGUACAAGAUUGGUAUUCAGAAGAUUUACGUUAUUGGUGUUGCUAUUGCAGUGCUAUCAAGAAUUGGUAUGAUUUGGUCAAACAGCCAAAUAGUGAUUUUAGUUUAUUUCGCCUUCAUGGGUGUGGCACAUUGUUCAAUAGCUGUGUUGUCGCCAUUGGUAAUCGCCGAAGCUGUACCUCCUGAGAAAUUUACAUCUGCUAUGGGUUUUUAUUUACUUCUCUUUGGAGUAUUAAGCAUGAGUAUUGGACCUGCUGUUGGCGCAAUACGUGAUAUCACAAAUAGCUACUCGUCUGCAUUUUACGCUGUGAUCUCAUUAUAUGCACUCAUUUGUGUCUUAUGGCCGAUAGAAAUGGUUAUAAAGAGCAGAAAACAAAGAAGAAGAGUCGAAAAAGAAGAUUAUGGAUCUAGUGAAUUAAAGAAAGAGUUAAAAUGAAAAUUUG